This is a messenger RNA of Agrilus planipennis (emerald ash borer), 2564 nucleotides long. RefSeq names its product protein spire (gene spir). NCBI's taxonomy places the organism in Eukaryota, Metazoa, Arthropoda, Insecta, Coleoptera, Buprestidae. The record is from RefSeq and is a predicted model, not a curated record. Gene Ontology annotation, cellular component: cell cortex; cytoplasmic vesicle membrane. Gene Ontology annotation, molecular function: actin binding. Bases 269 to 2158 code for a protein of 629 amino acids. The transcript is spliced from 3 exons. Gene Ontology annotation, biological process: intracellular transport; Golgi vesicle transport; actin filament polymerization.
UAUACAUAGAUAAAAUUCAUUAGAGUUAAUGAUAUGGUUAAUAAUAGUUUACUAAUAUACUUUACAACAAUAAUUAGCAUUAAUAUUCUUUUUUGUAGUACAAGUAAAUAGAGUAAAUAGUUAUUCGUUAUGUAUAUGAAAAUGGACAUAGAAUAGGAUAUGAGGAAAACAACUGAUUUAAAAAAGUGAUGUAUAAUAUUUAUUUAUAGAAUUCAGUUAAAACAAAUGAUUCAAAGAAUACUGGUUUUGAAAACAUUUAUUCUUAAAAAUGUCUCUUGGCAGUGAGAAAUGUAAAGUUAAUUCAGAUGGCAGUGUUAGUUUACGAGAUAUAUUAAGUUCUUUUAAUUCACCUAUACGAGAAGAACAUGCAUGGGCACUCUGUUACCAGUGCAGUAAAUACAUUUCUGCGGUUAUUAAUUCAAAUCCAUUGAGCGAUUGCUAUGUCCCUUCUGAGAUAGAACACAUAUACCUACAGACAGAUGGAAGUAUCCAUUCAAAAACGUUGUUUGGGGAUGCAAGUUGCAGAAGAAAGCCUGAUGAUGAACGGGAUUUGGUAUGUGGAUUAGGCUUGGUUAUUUAUCAAGCACUUGAUCAAGGAAAUGACAAUAAUCAUGAAAGGCUUAUUGACUCAGAUCUUGAAAAAUUAAUAACUGAUAUGUUGCCUGGCGAAAAAAAUCUACAUCAUGAAACAGAAGAUGAAGGAAUAGAAAAAGAUGCUGAAGACAGUGAAAGAUUACUAAAUUCAAGUGAUAUAAUUAAAAGAUGUGAAAAAAGGCUUACUACACUUACUGUACAACAGGUUGAAGCACACUAUAAAGCAGUGGUACGAGCGUUAGUGGCUGAAGCACUAGAAUUGUCAACCUUUUUAGAAAGAGUCGCUCAAAGUUUAAGUCAGGGAGAAGUUUCCAAUGCAGAUCUUAUACACUUGCAAUUUUCAGACUGGGCAAGAUUUUGGAUGCAGGUAAUGGCAGAACUUCGAACUGGCGUAAAAUUAAAAAAGGUUCAUUAUUCUAAAGCCCCAAUAGAGUAUGAGCUGACUCCUUAUGAAAUUCUCAUGAAGGAUAUUCGAUCGUGCCGAUACAAUCUACGCAAAAUAAUGGUAAAAGGCGAUGUACCUUACAAAGUAACUAAAGAUGCACAUGCAAUCAUAUUAGAAUUUAUUCGCUCUCGACCACCCUUAAAAAAAGUCUCAGAACGCAAAUUAGCUCCACCUCCUAGACCUACUUUAACACCAAGGGAACAAUUAUUAAGUUCCAUUAGGAAAGGUCGUCAGUUACGUCCUGUAGAGGGGAUGAUAACUUCUAAAACUUCUCCCAAUCCUAACAUGCGUAAAAUAAUAAAAGUAGACUUUUCCCAGUUAUUAGAUGAUUAUGAUGAUGUUGAUGAAAAUGAAGGAAGUGAUGAAGCAAUAGAAGGAGCUCCAGGCCUGUGGGCUUUAGAAGACUGUCAUCAACCAUAUCAAAUUGCAGAACUUGAACCAUACGAUUUGGCAACUGGUGGGAUUUCUAAAAUACGUGAUUAUAAAUAUCCGUUGAAAAGAUUCGACACAUUAAAAUUUCCUAAUAAUAGUGGUAGUCAGUCAGUUCCACAAUCACGACCAGGUUCUCGACAAUCUUAUGACAGCACUGAUAUGACCCCUGAAGCCACUAAAAGAUUGCAAGAAAGUCUUACAUUAGAGGACAGGCUGUCUCUAACAUUACAAGAAAUAGUUCACAUCAGGCAAGUCUUAACAAAAGCUGAACUAGAUGCUUUGCCUAAUGAAAGUAGGGUAAAAUCAGAUGUGGAAAGCAGGAAAGUUUGUUUCCUUUGCCUUAAAACAAGAUUUAGUAUUUUUGGUCCUAGAGGUCAUAGAUGCACACUGUGUCGCCGAACAGUAUGUACCAGAUGUUUCAGUAACAUGUACAUUCCGAUGGAGCAUUUUGAUACUGUUCCUGUAGUACUUUUAAGUCCCAGUAUGCUAAUAGCAGCAGAUGAUGAUGAAAUGUCUGAUUCGAGGUCAAGUUCUAGAUUACGAUCAUCUUCUCACCCUUCUGCUCCUGUAUGUCAUGAUUGUAGAAUGAUGAUACAGAAAGUAGCAGAAACGGCCAAGGUAAAUAUGGCAGCUGUUAGGGAUCGUACCUUGCAGAACUUGUCUUUAAAUUUAUCUCCGGUUUUUUAAAAUAUUUUUUGUCUAGUGAGUUCAAAUCUAACCAGUGGUUAAAUUCUUCAUGUAGAUGUGUAUAUGUAUGUAAAUGUGUUCUUAAGGUCAUUUUAUUUUUUUAAUUCUAUAAAUAAAUAUUUAUAGCAUAUAUAAAUGUAAAUCUAGCAAAUUUUAAGAAUAUAACUAUAGCGUGAUUGUUUCGCACAUUGUUGAAAAAGUAAAUUUAAGUAACAAAAUUAUAAUUCUACAGUUGGUAUUAACUGCACUUGCUCAAAAGUAAUACUCAUACACAAACAAGCACUACAAUAUGACAUUUAAUUACAUUUACCGUUUUUGAUGUUUCACCAAAAUAUAAGUAUCAUUUUACAGAUGUGAUUCAAUUUUGUUUUGAACAGCAUAAUGUACAAUAAAUUAUUGCAAUGUU